Molecule: messenger RNA, 831 nt
Organism: Purpureocillium lilacinum
Lineage: Eukaryota; Fungi; Ascomycota; Sordariomycetes; Hypocreales; Ophiocordycipitaceae
Source: RefSeq, a predicted model, not a curated record
AUGGCCCGAAGGCUCGGGCAUCGGCUUGCAGGGCAAUCGACCCUUUUUUUUCCCCCAUCGAUUCUUUUGCCACCCGCCCCGUCUAAGCGGCCGACCCACAGUGUGGUAGUGCGCCUACCGACUUCCCAGCAUGCGAUUAUAACCAUUUGGCCGCGGCAACAACCACAACAGCCCGGUCAGAAGGACGACUGGUCAUCUGCGCCCCGGACCCGGGGCGCCCGCGAUGGCUUACUGAUUUGCACCGAGUCGAACCGGCCGAGGCCAACGACGGGUGCCACAGCGCCCCAAGCGAGGAUGACACCACAGUCUCAUGCAACGGCACGGAACCGGGACGAUGAGCCGGAAAAUGGGCCACCCCUGGAUCCGACUCCCAGACCUGGCAGCGCCGACACGACGCGUCGCGAGCCCGAUGCUGCGCCUUCAUCCAGCAUGUCCGACGCCCCCGACCAAGCAGCGAGUGUGCAGGACGCGGAUGAACCCGGCAAGGACAUCGGAGCUAGACCAAGCAGCAAUAUCUGCGAUUGCGAAGUUGAUGACGGGGACCAGACAGCAGCGUCUGAUGCUGACGGAGGACACUCGAUCACCGCUGGUGCAGCAGGCGGACACGAACAACACACGUCAGAGCCUAACAGCCAUCAACGCAGGAACACGCCGGAUGAGGCUCGGCAUGGCCAGGUAGGCGAGGACAUGGACGGACCUGCGCGGAGCUGUCACAGAUGCGGGCGGACGAGGACGCCGCAAUGGCGCAACGGCCCCGACGGCUAUGGUACACUUUGCAAUGUCUGCGGGUUGGUGUUUUCGAAGAGGCAAGGCAAAGUCCUGGACGCCUAG